UAGGGGCCUUUCUGAAAGGGACCAUCAAAUGGUUGAGAAAACAAUCAAAAACUUCAAAAUAAAAGGUAACCAUAGAAACGAAGCCCGAACUAGUUAUAAUAUUGAAAGAUUAACACAAACUUCCGCAUCGCAAACUAUGUUUAAAAAAGAUGAUAAUACCCAUCGAUGUAAGAGCCUAUUUCCAAAUAGCGCGCAAUAAGCUUUUAAUUUAUCCCUUCCUUCCUUGCGUUGUCGUAAGAAGGGACAUUUUCCAUCCUCUUGAAGUUUGCGACGUAAUUCCGGUAAAUUAUGUGAUCCAUCUAGCAAUAUCACAUAAUUAUAAGAAUUUAUUUUCUAAACAAAAAAAAAACAUCCUGUAUAUAACAGGAUCAACGAUAUAUGAGGAAACUGAAUGGAAGACUGGUGGACGAGAUGAUGACGUUAGUCUUCAUUUCGUACCAAUAAGGUUUGAACCGGGGUCAAAAUACUAAAUGACCAAAACGAAUUUAUGCAACAAUCCGGAGUGAUCAAAUGGCCGUGGUGAAUGCGAGAGUUCUUCCCCCCUUAUCACCCGCUAUCAAGAGUUCAUUCGCGUGGAACUUACAUGAGAAGAAACUCGCAACUCGGCUCUUGGUGUGUUUUGGCUUUUUUUAAGGCCUGACGUUUUAUCCGGUCAUGUUGUCUCUUCGUUUGUCAGAGAACUAGCGACCCGUGUGUCAAGAUACAGGGAAGAAAUAUAUCCGGAUCAUCUGACAGAUAAGAACAUUCGUAUUUUUGUAUUAAAUUUUUUGAU
Molecule: messenger RNA, 772 nt
Organism: Rhizophagus irregularis DAOM 181602=DAOM 197198
Lineage: Eukaryota; Fungi; Glomeromycota; Glomeromycetes; Glomerales; Glomeraceae
Source: RefSeq, a predicted model, not a curated record